Messenger RNA from Rubroshorea leprosula, 2214 nucleotides. NCBI's taxonomy places the organism in Eukaryota, Viridiplantae, Streptophyta, Magnoliopsida, Malvales, Dipterocarpaceae. The record is from the annotation of a GenBank genome assembly.
CUUAGGGAAAGAAGAAGUCCAUCCUCUGGAGAUACUAGAAGCAAGAGAGAGGGGAACAUAACAGUUCUAGGGGAAGGCAACGGGAGAAAGAGCACAGACAGACCUGAAAUCUCAGAAUUCUCAUAGUACGGUAGUCCAGAUACGUACUGCAGAGGUGAGCUAGAUACAUACGUGAGCUAGGUAGGUACGGCCGAUACCUAAAUACGGGUUUCUUAUCCUUUUAGAAAAGGAUAAGAAACAAAUAGAAUAGGUAACAUAUAGGAUUCAUUCUAUUUGACCCACUACGGCCGUGAAAGGUUGACCAUUGUCGUCAACUAGGGAGACUUCAGUCAGCUCCCCGCCAGCUGGUGACUUCUGAAAAAACGAAACAGGGAACUGUCAGGUGCACCCAUUGGAGCCAAUGUUCUACACACAGAAGGACUGCACCCCAUGAGGAAGAAAAACAACCAUGAGACACUUUUUUAUACCGGCCCGCGCCACGGCUAAAAACUGGCAGCCAGACAUUUAUGUGUUUGGUUUCAUUUCUGUAUCUAAUCGAUUCUAUGGUGAUUCUGGUCGAGCUAUUGGUAAUGUUGAAAAGAAUUCUACUCAUAAGUCAGUUGGUGGUGAUUUUCUCAAGAAACCAGUAUCUCCAAUGCAAAGGAAUACAAUGGCUUUCGUUCGUUAUUUACUUCCCUUGAUUAGUUCCAUAGCUGCCUUCUGUUUUGGACGUUUUCUAGGAUCAGAAGGAAUCGCUAUAAUGACCACAGAUCUUUAUUUAUCUGAUGUUUUAUCUUUUGUUCUUUUUAGUUUUAGUGUGGGGACCUUCAUUACUGCCGAGACUGAAUACGGUCUGAUGCUGGCCUCUUCGGGGGGUUCGGGCUCGUCAAACUCGACCUCGUGGUCGGGGAAGGCUUCCUUCGAGGAGCAGGUGCUAUUAGAACCUUUUCCCGAUACGGACACCGAUAGCGGUUCCGUGAAUCAACCGGGGCCUGCUAAUCCAGUCGCUUCCCCGGGGGCGGCUCAAGAGGCCCCGCCGCAGGCGCCAGCACCGGCAGAAGUUGCCCACCCCGCUCCCGAUCAAGAGGAGCGUGCCGCACUUCGAGAAGAGGUGAAGACUCUUAUUAUCCGACAACUUGACGAAGCGUCUAGAAAGGCGCAGGGGGUGCGGCUAUCCGUGCUAUUCCCGGAAAUGGCAGAAAUCCACUCCAGUGCCACAGAGAACAUUAUGUCUCACGACCUGGAAAUCACCGGAGAGACUGAUGCGGAAAGCCUCCGGGAAUGGCGGGAUAGAAUCAGGGAUAACCCUAAUCUGCUGAAGCCGCUCAUUAAGGAGUACCUUCCUAAACCUAAAAAGUGAGAGGGUACUCUGUUUUCAGACACUCGGGAUGGGGGAUCACUUGUAGGAAUGACAUAAUGCUAAUCCAUGUUCCACACGGCCAAGGAAGGACAGGUUGGUUCGAGGACCCGUUAUACGCGAUGUGGCGAAAAAGACUGAUUCAACGAGAUAUGAAAUGCCCGCAUUAAGAUUUAAAACUUGUCGUCUACUUUCAGGAAAUGUUCGGAACAGAGAACUUACAAUAAUACAACGCCGCAUUCUCCGAAGAUUGAGGAAGAAGAAGAGAUUUUUUAAGAGAAAGAUUUAUCCGAGAAAAAAUCUUAACAGUUACAUCCAAUCACAAACUACACGAAAGUUGCCCCUUUUUCAUGGGGAUUUACCCAUCACAGAGAUGCACAGAGGAACAGAACGAACUUCAUAUAUCCCUUUUCCACUCAAUCCAGAAACAAGAUCGGACGUUAUUCCGGUUCGUCUCCAUUUUCGUGAAACUAUUCCUCAAGCAAGGCAGCCGAUAAGUCAUCGAAGGGUUUGUGUGAAUAAUAGAAUGGUAAGCAUUACUCAUUUUAAACUUUCCCACGGUGAUAUAAUAUCUUUUCAAGAAAAUAACGCGAGAAUCCGCGGUGAAGAAAUAAGGAGAUUUUUCUAUAUCGAAAUAUCAGUUGAAAAAAUCAUAGGAAAAUUCCUGGAUCACCCGGUAAGAAUGUGGAGAAGAACCAAAACAGAAUGGUUCCACCUACUCAAAACUAAGAGGGGAUGCCACCUACUACUAAAAUCCCGGUUUUUGCAAUGGGUGUGUUCUUUUAUGCAAGAAGAAGACUUAGAAAGAUUUGGAUCCGAAAAAGUAUGCUUAGGCAGUUCCUUCGCUGAGCACAACAGAAUGAAGAGGAAUUUGUAUC